AAGACAGAGCUUUAGUUUGUGUGAAUGUUUGACAUUUAUAAUGGGCCAAAUGGGAGCCCGACAUAUACCUCAAGCACGUAUCCUCCUCCUGGGUCUUGAUGGAGCUGGUAAAUCAACACUUCUUUACAAACUCAAAUACAAUGAAGACUUCCACACAGUUCCAACAAUCGGAUUCAACGUUGAAAUGAUCGAAGCCAAGAGGAACAGGGACAAAAUUGCCUUGACAGUGUGGGAUGUCGGUGGCCAGACUAAGAUGCGAGCACACUGGAAGAAUUUUUACCAAGACACAGCUGGAAUUGUGUUCGCCUUGGAUUCUUCUGACAUUAAACGGCUGGACGAGGCAAAGGGAGUGCUGGAACAGACCUUAAAGAGUGACCACCUCAGGGGACUGCCUGUGGUCAUUCUUGCCAACAAGCAAGAUAUUGAAGGAGCUGCAACGGUAAUAGAGAUCACAGAGCAGUUUAAUCUGAGAAAGAGCUGCAGUGACCGAGGCUGGUUCAUUCAGCCUUGUUCUGCAUUGACUGGAGCAGGUCUGGUGGACGGCUUCAGAAGAAUGGCACACCUGGUGAAAAUGACACCUGAGGACAAUAACAUCAAAGAGACUGUGAAAUACAUAAAAUCAAAAUCUGUGAUGUCAAUGAAGAAAUAGCCAACACAUGUUGACAUUUUGUCACAUCUAUGGAA
This is a messenger RNA of Myxocyprinus asiaticus (Chinese sucker), 684 nucleotides long. RefSeq names its product ADP-ribosylation factor-like protein 14. Bases 41 to 649 code for a protein of 202 amino acids. The transcript has a single exon. Lineage: Eukaryota; Metazoa; Chordata; Actinopteri; Cypriniformes; Catostomidae. The record is from RefSeq and is a predicted model, not a curated record. Gene Ontology annotation, cellular component: cytoplasm. Gene Ontology annotation, biological process: intracellular protein transport; vesicle-mediated transport. Gene Ontology annotation, molecular function: GTP binding; GTPase activity.